CGCAGAGCAAAGAAAGGGUAGGCGGGUUCUUCUAUAUGAUGACUGCCUCUUUCCCUCGUCUCGUGUUGCAAAAGCUCUUUUGACCCACUCAGCACACAAUCAAUUGUUGCCAUCCCGAUCCGUACGAUGUUGUUCUCCCGCCUCGCGAUAUUCGCCCUCGCCAUUCUCACUGAAUCGAUCGUCGCUCUUCCAACAUCCGGGUCUAUCGCUCCCAUACCUCGCCCGGGUAUCGAAAUAUGGCAUAUCCCCACAAUGGAGCUACACAUGAUGACUCGCCAUUCCGGUUUGCCAGGCGGCGGUGGCUGGCCCGAGAGCACCAAGUUUCCCUCGACUAUGGACUUCGAUAUCAUCAUGCCCAACAAUCAAAGUACACACUGCUAUAUCGAGUUUGCUAAUGGUACGCUACCGAGCGAUCCCGCAGUCUGUACCGGCGAGAUGAGCAAAGUGAUCUUCAGGCUCUCCGAAUAUGCAGCGCUGGGACCGAGGAGGAAAGAACUCAGCUUCGUGCUCGAGGUGUUUAAGUUAGAAACGGUUGCGUAAGUUCCUAAUGAGUAUGUCUUAUGAUUAGAAUGCA
This is a messenger RNA of Boeremia exigua, 574 nucleotides long. RefSeq lists its product as uncharacterized. Bases 127 to 540 code for a protein of 137 amino acids. Lineage: Eukaryota; Fungi; Ascomycota; Dothideomycetes; Pleosporales; Didymellaceae. The record is from RefSeq and is a predicted model, not a curated record. The transcript has a single exon.